Messenger RNA from Erinaceus europaeus (western European hedgehog), 5162 nucleotides. RefSeq names its product solute carrier family 41 member 1 (gene SLC41A1). The transcript has 11 exons. Gene Ontology annotation, cellular component: plasma membrane. Gene Ontology annotation, molecular function: monoatomic cation transmembrane transporter activity. Gene Ontology annotation, biological process: monoatomic cation transport. The record is from RefSeq and is a predicted model, not a curated record. Lineage: Eukaryota; Metazoa; Chordata; Mammalia; Eulipotyphla; Erinaceidae. The coding region runs from base 1302 to 2846 and encodes 514 amino acids.
CCCCAGGGUCCUCCCGGGUCCUCUAGGCCAGCGGCUCUCGGAGGCACUCAAGAUGCGAGCGCAGACUCUCACACCGACCCGGGAGGGCGCGGGGCCCCCCGACCGAUGGGCGCAGGGACCCGCAGGCUCCGCACCCACCGCGGCUCCAGUUCCCCUCGCCCCACCUCCGACGUUCCCGGCGCCCCGCCCCCGGCACCCGGCGAAGGAAAGGGGCCUGGCCUCGCUAAGCCUGCCCCUUCACGCUCCCCAUUGGCUGUUGCGGUUGUCCAUCCAGAAUCUAUUUUUGAUGGGGGUGGGGGGUGCCACCCAGUCUGCCCCAAAUCACGUUUGCCGCCGGCAGCCAACCAGUCGGGCCCGAGUCCGCGGACUGGAAGCGAUUGAGGGCGAGGUAGCUCUGCCCCGCAGCCCCCGUCCGGGUGUUUCCCCGCCCCCCCCCGUGCGGGCCGGGGAGGUAUAUUCUGCCCUCCCCGCCAUCUCCUCGUGGGAGCGGAGAGGCGGCCUGACUGCAACGCAAGGGCGAAAUGUAGCGAGCCGGGGGUCGCAGCUGGACUCUCCUUGGCUGGGGGUGUGGAGGGGGCCACGCCGGGGGCUGAGGAAGACUGCGGAGGAGUGAUGAGAAGAGGGAGAACCCUGCACCCCCCCGAGACCACGGGCUCCUGCUACUUCUCGCCAGGCGCCCCCUUCCUCCGCAGCGAGGGGCAGGUGUUCCACACAGAUUCUCGUGACUUUGUGGACCAGGGAUUUUGGGGGGCACAAGGUCUCCCCAGGCAGGAAGGAAGGAAGGCCACAGGAGAGAAAGCAGCAGCUCUUCUGGGACCCAAGGAAGCCAGAGGCUGGAGAAGGAGCUGCAGCAGUACCUGGCCAGGGUUGCCAUCUGAAUGAUUUGGACUUGAGCUACUGAUUGUGAGGACACUUCCAGACUUGGCUGGGCUCUUCUGCUGUGGAUGCCCCCUGCACAGACGAAAACUGAGAACCAAAGAAGAUAAGAGGCCAGAUAAACUUCCUUCCAGGGCUAGCUGUCCGGCCAGAGUCAGGCGGCUGCACCCCUAGUGGCCAGCCUCAGAGUCUGGUGACACUGUGCUUGGUUCCUUCCAGCGUGGGGCUGCAGUGCUUGAUGGGGCUGCCUGUUGGUAGAUCAGCCUUCGCAGAGCCUGGUAGGAGCGGAGCGCCGUGGGAAGAGGUCCUGCGGCACCUACACCUGGGCUCAACCCAAGAUUAAGUGCUCUCCCAAGUCGGAGAGGGAGAGAGGAAGCAAAAAGGCAAAGAGGAAAGCUGCUCCCUGCUCCUCUUUCCUUCCCGUCAUGUCCUCUAAGCCAGAGCCAAAGGACGUCCACCAGCUGAAUGGAACUGGCCCUUCUGCCUCACCCUGCUCCGCAGAUGGCCCCGGGAGGGAGCCCUUGGCUGGGACCUCUGAGUUCCUAGGGCCUGAUGGAGCUGGGGUAGAGGUGGUGGUGCUUGAGUCCCGGGCCAAUGCCAAGGGAGUUCGGGAGGAGGACGCUCUACUGGAGAACGGGAGCCAGAGCAAUGAAAGUGAUGAUGUCAGCACUGACCGAGGCCCCGCACCCCCCUCCCCACUUAAGGAGACCUCCUUCUCCAUCGGGCUGCAAGUGUUGUUUCCUUUCCUUUUGGCGGGCUUCGGGACAGUGGCUGCAGGCAUGGUGCUGGACAUUGUGCAGCACUGGGAAGUCUUCCAGAAGGUGACGGAGGUCUUUAUCCUAGUACCUGCACUGCUGGGGCUGAAGGGGAACCUGGAAAUGACCCUGGCAUCAAGGCUGUCCACUGCAGCCAACAUCGGCCACAUGGACACUCCCAAGGAGCUCUGGAGGAUGAUCACGGGGAACAUGGCCCUCAUCCAGGUGCAGGCCACAGUGGUGGGCUUCCUGGCAUCCAUCGCAGCUGUUGUCUUUGGCUGGAUCCCCGAUGGCCAUUUCAGUAUCCCACAUGCCUUCCUGCUCUGUGCCAGCAGUGUGGCCACAGCCUUCAUUGCCUCACUGGUACUGGGUAUGAUCAUGAUUGGAGUCAUCAUCGGCUCUCGCAAGAUUGGCAUCAACCCAGACAACGUGGCCACACCCAUUGCUGCCAGCCUGGGUGACCUCAUCACCUUGGCACUACUCUCAGGCAUCAGCUGGGGACUCUACCUGGAGCAAAAUAAGUGGCAGUACAUCUACCCCCUGGUGUGUGCCUUCUUCGUGGCCCUGCUGCCUGUCUGGGUGGUGCUGGCCAGGCGGAGCCCAGCCACAAGGGAAGUGUUGUACUCGGGCUGGGAGCCUGUCAUCAUUGCCAUGGCCAUCAGCAGUGUGGGAGGCCUCAUCUUGGACAAGACUGUCUCAGACCCCAACUUUGCAGGGAUGGCAGUCUUCACACCUGUGAUCAACGGUGUUGGGGGCAAUCUGGUGGCCGUGCAGGCCAGCCGCAUCUCCACUUUCCUCCACAUGAAUGGGAUGCCAGGGGAGAACUCCGGUCAAGCUCCUCGCCGCUGCCCUAGCCCUUGUACCACCUUCUUCAGUCCUGAUGUGAAUUCUCGCUCCGCCCGGGUCCUCUUUCUCCUCGUGGUUCCAGGACACCUGGUGUUCCUCUACACCAUCAGCUGCAUGCAGGGCGGGCACACCACCCUCACACUCAUCUUCAUCAUCUUCUACAUGACAGCUGCACUCCUCCAGGUGCUGAUUCUCCUGUACAUCGCAGACUGGAUGGUGCACUGGAUGUGGGGCCGGGGCCUGGACCCCGACAACUUCUCCAUCCCGUACUUGACAGCUCUGGGGGACCUGCUUGGCACUGGGCUCCUGGCACUCAGCUUCCAUGUCCUCUGGCUCAUCGGGGACCGAGACACAGAUGUUGGGGACUAACUUGGUCACUCAGCCUUCUUCCUGCCCCUUUGCACUUUCUAUUGAAGUUUUUUUUGUCCCCCUCCCCCAUCGCGUGCCACACUCCCCUCUCUUUUUAGAACUUCACUUUGAUACUGAAUUCUCAUUAUUUUCAAUGAGAAUUUUUAUACAUUGAGCCAAGUUUAUAGAGCAAGAAUUCAGGAAGGAUAGGUGGACUGAGAUAAGCAGUACAAGAAUCCCUCACACACACCACUUUCCUUUUUUUUUGAGACAAUCACCAAGUAUAGUUUCAUGGUGGGAGCCCUCAGGUGAGGUGGGAUCUGGGGACAUUUGGUUUAACUUUAGCAACCUCAGUCUUGACCCUAAUGAGAAGCCCUGUGUUCAGUGAGUAGGCUCUGGCUUUAAGAUUUUGUUUCUUUUGGAUUGAACAGAGGAACCAAUAUCACCCACCCCAGGAGCCACACAUCUUCUAGACAUGAAUGAAUGAGCUUCAGAGCACUAGGCAGGAGACAGCUGCUCCUGGCCCCAUAUAAUCCUGGCCCUCUGCACCUAGCCCCUCUGCUCACAAAGAGUGAGGAGGGCUGACUAGUCAAAGUAUACACUUAUCCCUUAAUCAGAAGCCUGAUAAGCAGGUUCCUCCCUCUGAUCUGCAUCCAGUUGGUUGAUUGGUGGACCCAGGAAGAAAUCAGUGUGGCCUGGUCUCACUGUUGACCCAUGUCCACCCAUCAGUUUGCUGUAGUCCACAUCCACCUGGACCCAGAGGAUGGGCUUUUUGUUUCUGUUUAACCUUCAUCUCUAUGCACCUUCCCCAGAGCUUGCAGCUGGGCUUGAGAAUAGUGGCAGGGCCUGGGAAUGUGGAGGACAUUUAGGAGGUUGAGGGCAACAGGGUGUUUCAUUACUACUGCUUCCCCUAAGGAUAAAAUCAUGUGGUUAUUUUAAACUGUCACUUCCUAAAGUCACUCAUUCUGGUAUCAUGGAAAGUCUCUUUCUCCUCUCCUCUUGCCUUACUCAGACAUUUAUGAUCCAUUCAUUCACUCAUUCAGCAAAUAUACAGCCUCCCCCCAAGAUGAGUUCUUCUGUGGGCAUGGCCUGAAACGGUCAUGGAGUGUUGUUUAUUGAGCACUUGCUGUGUUGCUGAUUCCUAUGCCAGGCACUGCCUAGUCAGCAGGAAAAGAAACACAAUUCUAACCUCAUUCAUUCCUCUAGACACAAAGACCAUGUACCCCUUCCAGCCUGACAGGAAUUUUCCUUGUGUGUUUGCUCUGUGUGUGCCCCUUGUCACCAACCUAGGUUAUGCUUCUCUCUCCCUUCUAGAUCCCACCUCUGUCCAGUGUUGACCGUAGCUAGUGCUUCUGGCUCUACCACUCAGCCAGCAUUCAUUUCCUAGAUGGCUUUCCCUAGCCUUCUCCUUAUCUCUUCACUAGCCACCGGAGGGAGGAUUCUAGCAGGCUGGCUGUUGGCUAGCUGUUUCUGCUUGUUGCUGUUAAGUGUGAAACUACAAAGACACCAGAACCUCUGCAUCUCCCCCACAGGCUAUUCUGAACAGAUGGGAAAUCCCCACAUUCACACCUCUUAUCCAUGUGGGCAUUGGGAUACAGGCUUUUUCUAGCCUGUCUGUAACCUCUCCUUAAACUCUGCUCUGUGGCCUAAAGGAUCCACCUCCAAGCAAAAGCUAGGCCCUUGUAACAAGGAAGACCCUGUCACUUACCGGCACCAUGCCUUAUCUGAGGAACUUGCCUCAUCUUACCUCUAGAGGCUGGCUUUUUCUUCCCACCACCACCAGGCCAUUCCUAGAACGUUAACUAUAGAGGUCAUAUAGCUGGAGUAUGUCCAACAAGAGUUCAUUAACACCAGUGAGGCUUACUCCUGUGCUCCCUUCAGACCUUCUUUCAUCUUGUCCUCCACCUCCAAACACAGCUACACAGACUUUUGUACAGACUUCCAAACCACUCUCCUGCCCCAGUCGCUCACCCCUUCCUCAUCUUUGGAGUCUAGCUAGACUGCUUUGGAGGACUCUUUCUCCUCCUUUGCUGGGAAAGCACGGAGGUGGCAUGCCCCAGGCCCUGGGUGUGUGAACAGAGGUAGGGCUAUGGGGUGAGAGGGAAAGAAAAUGAAGUUGACUUUCAUUGAAAAUUCAUCUCUUCCUUCCUCCCCAAUUGCACAAAAUGCGUGUACUUUCGGCCUAGCUUCAAGAAGUGACGUUGGUUUACUCCUGUUUCCUUAAAAAGUUACAGAACGGUGUCUUAAGAGAAUUAUUUAUAGUUACUAUAACUGAAUUGACAUAUGUCAAUGUAACUGAUAAAUUAUAUUUGGUAAAAUAAAGAGGAUGUUUAUUUA